ACCGAAGAAAUAGAAACAUAAACAAGUUGUAAUAUUUAAAAUAUCAAUAGCUUUAGAAUAUAAAAUUUCAAAAUAUCUUGCAGUAAUUGUAGACGCUUUUUUGAAUUCAGAUUUUUAAUUAAAAGAAGGAUGGCGACUGAAUGCGAGUGUCCUGAGGGCGGGGAGCCGGUAGACCUGUAUAUCUAUGACCUGACGCAGGGGCUUGCUGCUCUUCUAUCACCAGCUAUCAUGGGUCGGCAGGUGGAGGGGGUGUGGCACACGUCGAUGGUGGUGUUUGGCCGCGAGUACUACUACGGAGGCGGGGGCAUUGCCUCUGCACCUAUCGGCGGCACGAUGGCGGGGCAACCUCGGCAGAUACAGCGACUCGGCGUGACAUAUGUCCCGGCGGCCGUGUUUCGCGAGUACUUGCAAGGACUGGCGGCUACCACGUUUGCUGGCUCGGCGUAUUCCCUCCUAGAACACAACUGCAACCACUUCACAGACGAAGUAGCACAGUUUCUAUGCGGCGCGCGUAUACCCAAGCACAUCGUGCAACAACCGGAGACGGACUUACCCCCUCCCUUCCGCGCUGCUUUGGAAAAUUUACUGCGGGCGCCAGACGGUGGCCAGUCGAUCAACGGCGGAGGAGUGCGGUACGACCGGCAGGACAGCCCGGACUACCUUACACUCAACACUCAGAUUGAGGAAGCCAGGGCCCAAUCAACGGUCUUGGAGCAGAGACGUACUGCAUUAGCCGAUAAGUUGGCCCGCAAGGAGCGCCGCCGCGAAAAGAAACGCCGCAAGCAGGGCGGGGGUGAUCCCAGCAAUGAACAAGACAUGGCAGAAGCAGUAGAAGCACCUCCACAAGAAGAGCUGCGCGCCCGCGCCGGGCCGAGCAGCGAGCCUGAAGAGGACGAACGUGGUGCUGCCGAGCUGAGACGCAGGGCCAAGGAUCCUCCCAUCACCUUCAAGGACAUCGACGGUGCCGCAGAGUUCGCGAAGCUGCAAGCGGCCGUGGGCAAUCUCACAUUAUCUCCUGAAGAACAUCAGUCCCUCGGCGAGCUGGAACAGUACUUGGUGCAUGGAGAAGGCAGCUGGGCACUCGGUGAUGAGUUCCUAUCAUUCAUCGGUCGCCUGCUAAACGCCGACAGCUCAGAGGAGAUCAGGGUGGCCACACUGCGCUGCCUCGCCGCGAUGGCGCUCCGCGACGACGUGUCCCUGCUGCUGCACCAGGACCGGCGCUCGCACGCCGUCAUGAACUACGCGCGCCGCAUCGACCAGCUGCCCGCGGCCGAGCAGAGCGCGCUCGCUCUGGCGCUCUGCAACCUCUUCGAGAACAUCUCUUCAUCAGAGUGGCUUCUGUACAUUAGCGAGUGGGAGGUGGACGGGCAGCCCGCCUCCAACAUCCGCGUCACCACCAAGGUGGCCGUGCACGCGACGCUGAGCGAGGACGCGACGCUGCGCGACAUCGGCACCGCGCUCAUGUACAACAUGGCCACCAAGGAGGUAAAGACCGUGGUGUUCGAUGACGUGUCCGUGGAGCUGGCGAUGGCGCUCCUGCAGCUGCUGGCCGGAGCGCCCGGUGAAGAACUACUGUUCAGGGCCGUGGCAGCGCUGGCGAGGCUCGCACACCACUCGUCAGAGGUCGGCCAGCUGGUGGCCAUGGUCGGUCCUCCGCCCGAUAACUACAGAGGCAUGAGCCCGCGUUGCGACGAGAAAAUAGACCUCAUCAUGCAAAAAGUGAAGUGAACCUAGAUCUUAUCACCAUAGCAUAGAGUAUAUUUUACCAACGCAUUUCUCGCGGUUUCAUACCUUGUUUAUUGGUACUUAGAAAUUUCUUUUCAUUAGCGUGGGCCGGUCUUAUUUAUCAUUGUUAUUAAUUUAUUGAAAUACAUAUUUAUUUAUGUAAUAUUUGCAAUUUUAAAUGCAUUUGUUCAUUGGCCGGCGCUGCGAAGUUAGAAUUUGGUUAUUGUAAAUAAAGUUAGAUAUCGGUAAGGGAAUUUUAGUGUAAGUACCUGAUUUAAUGAGAUGUAUUGUAUUGUUACUAAUAAAGAUACGGUUAUCGGCGGAUGCUGACUGACAUUAUAUUUAUGAACUGAA
This is a messenger RNA of Cydia strobilella, 2079 nucleotides long. RefSeq lists its product as uncharacterized. The transcript has 14 exons. Gene Ontology annotation, biological process: protein modification by small protein removal. Gene Ontology annotation, molecular function: peptidase activity. The record is from RefSeq and is a predicted model, not a curated record. The coding region runs from base 130 to 1728 and encodes 532 amino acids. NCBI's taxonomy places the organism in Eukaryota, Metazoa, Arthropoda, Insecta, Lepidoptera, Tortricidae.